This is a messenger RNA of Camelus dromedarius (Arabian camel), 3100 nucleotides long. It is a transcript of the gene ESCO2, whose product is annotated as establishment of sister chromatid cohesion N-acetyltransferase 2. The record is from RefSeq and is a predicted model, not a curated record. Gene Ontology annotation, molecular function: protein-lysine-acetyltransferase activity. NCBI's taxonomy places the organism in Eukaryota, Metazoa, Chordata, Mammalia, Artiodactyla, Camelidae. The coding region runs from base 84 to 1922 and encodes 612 amino acids. Gene Ontology annotation, biological process: mitotic sister chromatid cohesion. The transcript is spliced from 11 exons. Gene Ontology annotation, cellular component: chromatin; nucleus.
CGAGAAUUUGAACACAGUGGAGGACCCCUGGCUUGGCUGAGGAGAGGUCGCUGGCUCCGAGGCGCAGGAGUUCAGUUAAGAAGAUGUCAGCUUUAACUCCAAGGAAGAGGAAGCAGCAUUCUCUGAACUGUGACAACCUAUCAUCAGAUAUUCCAUCAAAGAAAUUAAUUCUGGACUUUACUGAAAAUGUAUUUCCAUCACCUAAUCAAAAGCACACUUGUCAAAGCAGCGAUAAAAAUGAAGAGAAGUUUCAUCACUCUCAACAAGGCCAUUUCAUUUCAAGUUCACUCAAAACAACUAAAAUUAGAUUGCCACCUGCCGGUCAAGGUUCACCAUUUAAAUCUGCUAUGUCUACUGUAUCCUUUUACAACAAAGAUAAGUGGUACCUCAAUCCAUUGGAGAGAAAGCUGAUAAAAGAGAGUAGAUCCACUUGUCCAAAAACUAAUAAUGAAGAUAAAUCUUAUCCUAGUAUGACAGAAAAAAGGCAGAGAAAACCAGUCUGCUCCAAGAAAGUGAACAAAAAAUCACAGAAGAGUUUAACUGCUAAGUAUCAACCAAGUUACAAAUGCAUCAAGCCUGUAUCAAAGAAUUCUAAAAAUUCCAAGCAAAAUCGAGUGGCCUAUAAGCCAAAUGUGGAGAAAGAGAAUAAUUGUUACUCAGCUGAAAAUAAUCUAAAUCCUCCUCGGGUUCUAAGCCAAAAAGUCAAACCACAAGUUACCCUUCAGGGUGGAGCAGCUUUUUUUGUUAGUCGGAAAAAAACGCCUCUGAGAAAAUUGUCCCUGGAAGAUAAGCCAUUAUUGAGACUCACCCAGAAGAAUAAAUCAGAAGUUAUUGAAGAGUCUGAUGUAGAGACUGUCAGUGAAGGAAGUUCUGAGACAAGGCAAGUGCCAAAGUGCUUGUUACUAGAAAAGGAACUGAAUGUUGAGCUGCUGAGUGAAAGAAGUAAAAAUGAACAGAAAUUAAUAAAGGAUUCAUCAGGUAGAGUUGUUUCUUCAAAGGAAUGUAAAACUGAUGAAAGUAAGAGUUUUCCUUCAGAGGAUUCUUUCAGUGAGAACAAGGCAGUUUCUCCUGAGUCCGUUGUCUAUCCCAUCUUCAGUGUGUCUUCAGUCAAUACAAAAAGAUCUCUAGUUGAAGAAGAGUCUUCUUUGGGAUCCGUCACAUCUACUAACUUCUUGAAACAAGUCAAUAUACAGAAAAAUACUAACACCAGAGAUGCAAAUAAAGAAACAAAAGACCAGCUCAUCAUUGAUGCAGGUCAGAAGCAUUUCGGAGCCACCACAUGUAAGUCUUGCGGCAUGGUCUACGCUGCCUGCAGCCCUGAAGACGAGCUGCAGCACGCUCAGCAUCACCACAGGUUUCUGGAGGGAAUCCGAUACGCAGGCUGGAAAAAAGAACGUGUCGUAGCAGAGUUUUGGGAUGGGAAAAUUGUGAUGGUCCUGCCACGUGACCCGACUUAUGCUAUCAGAAAGGUUGAAGAGGUUCAAGAACUUGUUGAUAAUGAAUUGGGCUUCCAUCAAGUUGUUCCCAGAUACCCAAACAAAACCAAAACUUUUCUCUUUAUAUCUGAUGAAAAGAAAGUAGUCGGGUGUUUAAUUGCAGAGCCCAUCAAACAGGCCUUCCGUGUCCUGUCUGAACCAACUGGUCCAGAAUCCCCAAGCUCUAAAGAAUGUCACAGGGCUUGGCAAUGUUCAAAUGUACCAGAACCCGCAGUCUGUGGGAUAAGCAGAAUCUGGGUCUUCAGACUGAAGAGAAGAAAGCGCAUUGCAAGACGACUGGUAGAUACUCUCAGGAAUUGGUUCAUGUUUGGCUGUUUUCUCGGCAUUAAUGAAAUAGCAUUUUCUGACCCAACACCAGAUGGCAAGUUAUUUGCAACCAAGUACUGCAACACCCCUAAUUUCCUUGUAUACAAUUUUAAUAGUUAAAGCCAAUUUCAACUAUAGAACAGUUACUGUGUGGAUGAGUUCAGACAGCUUGUGAUCAUACAACACAAACUUAUUUAACAAAUAUCAAAGUAAAAAUUCUAAAACCCACACACAUAUAUAGAAACCUGCCUCAGUUUUGUUCAUUAUGAACUGAAAAGUCAUGGGUUUUUCAAAUUUGCUGAUAAUUAUUAGGGAAUUCAAAGAAAGGAAAAAAUCUUUGGAUGAUGUAUACUCACUAGCACUCUGAAUCCUUAAUUAUGAAACUUUGCAGCUAUAACUGGAAAAUUCCUUGGAUCCUACAUAAAAACAUGGACAGAGUGAGGUGGUUUUCUGCAGAAAUGUGGCCACUUAAUCAUCUAUAAAGCAUUUGUGGGCCAGAAUUAUCUCAUGCCUGAUCAGAAACAAACAGGAAAAUUAAAAGCCAGGCAAAUAAUUUCUAUUUCCAUUUUUUUUGAAGGUAAUUCCCGAAUUUGUAUACAAAAUUCUCACUUUAUAGGUACUUGGCUAUAGCAGCUCAGUCUGAGUAUAUUUAAAGUAUUUCAAGUUUCUAAUUUGUAACAGGGAAAGAUGAUAAAGAUUUCUAUAACCUUUUAUAUAGAACAGAAUUCUGUAGCUCAAUAUUUCAGUCUUUUUAAAAAUCAUUAAAAGCACACCUGUGAUCAGAUUUAAUUAAAAUUAAACUUUGUAACCACUAUUUUCGUUUCAUUAAUUUUUGGUGUUUGAAAACGCUACUUUAGUGAACUUAUUACUGGUGAUUGAUACCUAACAAAAUGGAUACCCAGUUGGAUUAGAUGAUUCGUAUGGUUACAUUUUAAAUGUAUAAUAACAGGACCAAGGUUAGUAAAUAAAUACAUCUAGGCUAAUGGGCCACAGAAUAUGAUGACAUUAUGUAAAUACAGCUAAGUAUGCACACAUUUUUCUAGUAUAAUUCUUGAAUACUUACUUUGAAAAACAAAGAAUGAUUGAGACUAUUUUUAUUUUGACAAAAUCAUUUAACUACUGUCUGGCAAUAAGACUCUAGGGAAAUAGUUGUCCAGGUUGUAACUCUAUGUAGAAUUUGUUCCUCUGCAUUCUUUUAUUUGCCUGUAAGUUAAUGGUUCCAAAAUUUUAAAGCCUACUUCCCAAAAAGACUGGAAGUGUUCAAAUGUGUAUAAUUAUACAAACAUUUUAAUACUAUU